AUGCCCACAGUGAACCUAGAACACGCAAAGAUGGACGACUGGAUCGACGAGAAGGCUCCCAGCGCCGAGAACGUUGAGCACUGCGCCAUCAUCACCACCAUUGACGACAUCCAGGUUCUUGGCCUUCGCUCCGAGGAUGCAGACUUCUAUCGCAACUUCUCCGAUAGAAGGAAAAAGCUACUAUUACGAAAGGUUGAUAUCAGGCUCGUGCCGAUGCUGUGCAUUCUCUACUUGAUUUCUCACCUGGACAGGGCCAAUAUCGGCAACGCAAAGAUCCUGGGGCUGACAGAAGAAUUGGGCUUGAGCGGUCUCCAGUAUAAUAUUGCUCUUAGUCUUUUUUUCAUCCCCUACGUUCUACUUGAGGUCCCGAGCAAUAUUCUUCUGAAGCAUUUCACCAGGCCCUCGGUCUAUUUGGGUACUCUGAUCGUCAGCUGGGGGGUUAUCAUGACAUUGACUGGCGUCGUCCGAAAUUUCGGCGGGUUGUUGACCAUGCGACUUUUGUUAGGAAUCUUCGAGGCUGGAUUCUUCCCUGGUUCGGUCUACCUGUGUUCGCGCUGGUACAUGCCCAGAGACCUCGCCACUCGGGUGGCCGCAUUCUUCUGCGCAAGUGCUCUCUCUGGUGCCUUUUCCGGUCUUCUCGCGGCCGGUCUUAGCAAGAUGGAUGGUUGGUUUGGGGGGUUGACCUUCUUCUUGCUAGUAGACUCACCACAAUUAUCCACCAAAUGGCUUGAUCAGGACGAGAUCCGGUACCUAGAGAUACAGGAAUUUAUCAAAGAAGGAGGGCAGUUCAAGGAGGAGAAUAAGAAGACAUCUUGGAAAGACGUCGGGGACAUGAUGCUGAACUGGAGAAUUUAUCUGCUGUCCUAUAUUAUGCUGUGCCAGUCUGCCUGCAACUACGGAACGAAAUUCACUCUUCCGACCAUUACAGAGGCAAUGGGCUUCACCGACACCAACGCGCAGCUUAUGACCGUCCCGCCGUACAUUGCCGGUGCCAUAUCCGCAGUCCUGUUUUCCAAACUGUCUGACCGGUAUUACUGGCGCAUGCCAUUCGUUGCAGCACCCCUGCUCCUGAUCGUUACCGGGUACGCGAUCAUAAUGGGCGUCAAGGGCCGGCUGGAAGCUAACAUCGGGCCUGGGUAUUUUGCAAUCAUCGUGGCUUGCAUGGGUAUCUACCCAACCUACCCAGCCACGGCCUCAUGGGCAAUGAACAACCUGGCGCCCUCAAAGCGCCGCGCUAUCGGUAGUGCGUUCAACAUCUGCAUGGGCAAUACCGGCGGCAUUAUCGGUAGCUACAUGUAUCUUGAUAAGGAAGCCCCGACCUAUCCUACGGGUUUUGGGCUGUCGUUGGCUUUUGGUGCAUCGGCUCUUCUUGUAGCUGUUGUUCUCGAGUUAUCCUUUGUGUAUGGCAACAAGCGCAAUGCUCGGUUCACAGAGACGGAGGUUCGGGAGAGGUACACUGACGAGCAGUUGCUGGCGAUGGGAGACAAGUCUCCGUUCUUCAAGUACACGCUAUGA
Aspergillus bombycis is the source of this 1515-nucleotide messenger RNA. Its product is annotated as MFS transporter. Gene Ontology annotation, biological process: transmembrane transport. Gene Ontology annotation, molecular function: transmembrane transporter activity. The transcript has 6 exons. Lineage: Eukaryota; Fungi; Ascomycota; Eurotiomycetes; Eurotiales; Aspergillaceae. Gene Ontology annotation, cellular component: membrane. The record is from RefSeq and is a predicted model, not a curated record. Bases 1 to 1515 code for a protein of 504 amino acids.